This is a messenger RNA of Dermacentor albipictus, 553 nucleotides long. RefSeq lists its product as uncharacterized. The record is from RefSeq and is a predicted model, not a curated record. NCBI's taxonomy places the organism in Eukaryota, Metazoa, Arthropoda, Arachnida, Ixodida, Ixodidae.
CGCGUUGAUCAAGGACACAGGGAAGAGGACGCACGCAUAUAUAACUGCACUUGACCACCGCUUUCUUUAUCCAACUCGUUCUACCUAGUUCAUUCGAGUUCUCUCAGUGUUCUCGCAGGAAGAACCUUAACUCAUCCGAAAUGAAGGUGCUGCUCGUCUGCGGUCUCGUCCUCGUCGGUGCUUUCCUAGCUGAGGCGGCCGGGGGCCGGGAAUUGUGCGGACUGAGCCAUGGCGAUAUCAAGGGAGUUCUCCGCUGCAUGGCAGAGCACGCGCCUCCUGAGGUGAAAACCAAGGCACUGGAGGUCCUUGGCGAGAAGGGAGACAACGUGGCCGAGAUUAUUAAGGCGAAAUGCGAAACUGAUGUGGACUUUGCCUCGCUGAUUUCGACAGUGUUCUCGGAGCACGUGGCGGCCGCUAUUAAAACAGCCUACAACCACUGCAAGCCUGCCUCUCGUUAGCCUACAAUGAGGCCAUGCGGAGCACCGUUCAGAAAAAAGAGUCAUUGCUUUUUUUUAGAUCGGUAUACUGUGCGCCAAAAUAAAGGCUGAAGCAA